Messenger RNA from Durusdinium trenchii, 3738 nucleotides. NCBI's taxonomy places the organism in Eukaryota, Dinophyceae, Suessiales, Symbiodiniaceae. The record is from the annotation of a GenBank genome assembly.
CAUGUUUUACACCCCAUUUAGGCAAAGCCGAUGGAGCCAUGGCAGAGCUUCCCCCUGGGUUUCGGCACCUGCCGACGGUCCCCCGCACUGGCAGAGCGACAGAGAUCUUGCCGAGAAUCUUAUUGACCACCUGUCCAGACACUUUGCGGAACAAAAGGCGUAAGCAGCAGCUCGCAUCCCAGCCCCUUUGCCCGAAAGGCUUGCCCUUCAAACGCUCGAGCAAGGUGUCCAAAGAAAAGGCACCCAGCUUCGGGCAGUUCCUCAUUCAAGAGGACCAUCUCGCCAAGUUGGAAUUUCCAAAGACGGUCUUGGCUCCAGGUGGUGAUUCAGGACAGCAUGAUGUCGGCUUAGCCUUGAAGUCCGUGGAAGAGAGCAGCCUGAUGGACUCUGAGAAGGACGUCCUUGCCUCUCUCACCAGCCUUUGGGACGAGUCCUUGAUGGAUCGGGUGGAUCGCUUGGACCUGGAGCAACCCAUGGUGGCUCGCUCCACUGAGCUGGUGGAGUCGCAGGAGCUUUUACCUAGUUCUCGGAGUUGGGCAGAGCAGCAGGCGUACUGCAGAUCAUUGAUGAGUUCUCGCAAUGGGAGCAGGAUGAACACUCCAAACGCUGGGGAAUACCACAGUCGAGCCUCGGAGGACGUCUCCGAGCCGAAACCGCAUCCCGAAGCUCGGCUCGAAGACUUACAACGGAGCUUCUCCAUCUCCACGGAGGAGGUGGCUGCAAGAUUGAAGGAUUUGAGGAGGAGACCGGUGGGAGACUUCCACAUCGAGGUGCCAGAUGCAGGGGUUGAGCAUGAGCUGGAAUCAUUGCCUUCGCAGUCUUCGGUGACCAACUUGUCCUUUACGAUGAUGGACGAAAAGCCGAAGGUGCCUGUCCGGAGAAGGAGAAGCCUCGGAAGUGAUUUCGAGACGCCGAAGGGGCAGAUGCAGAUCCCCAGCUCCUUGGAGGAGCUACGAGAGCUAUUUCAAGGUGCUGGCCUUUUGAUGAUCCCCUUGAAGACAUCUGAGCAAGCGUUGCCAACAGAUGAAGAGGAACUUCUCGUCGGCACGGAGCAUUCCUCAAAAGAGGAGCUGCAGAGAGCAGUAAAACGACUCAACACCUACCGCUGGUUUUGCCGUGUGCCGCCAGUGGACAUCGAGGAGGACGAGGUUGAGCUAUGUGAGUGCUUGAGCGAGGCCUUGUUGCUGCGGCAGCCGGUCUUCCUGAACGAGUCCCACCUCACAGCACGCCGGAUCUCUGACCUGGGCGAACAGCUGGGAGGCUUCAUGGCUAAGGGGGACUGCACCAUGAUGCUGCACAAGGAGAGCUCUUUGAUCUCGGCAGUGGAUGUUGGCAUCCUCUGCAGCCACACAGCAGGAUGGAGCUAUGCCAGCUCACCUCCUCCAGGGGUGGACGAGAGUUCAGCGGCCCCAGGUUUACAGGAUGAGAUGCUCCGAAGAGCUGGGCGCCACCGAAGCGACUGGCAUGCAGAGCACCCAGAAGAACGUGGGAAGGGCUUUGCCACGUGGUUUCCCAUGUUUUCCAAGACCACGGAGCCGGUCAGCUUGCAAAACCUCCCGGAUUCUCUCACAGGCUUUCGCAGCAUGUGGGAGAUCUCCGAGAAGUGGAUGAACGACAAGGCCCAGGAGCCCAAAGAGGCGCCGAAGACCCCCUCACCGUCGCCAUCUGGACCGUCUGGAUCGGGGGCUUGUAGUCCUCGCAGGCCCCUCAAACAUGAUGCACACCCAUUGGUGAGGCCGUGGACGAAUCAGUCCACGCGUUCCCGACCAGGUACCGUUGGCACGGUCGGCACAAUGGCGAGUUCCACGUCCAGACAGUCGCCCCAGGAGUCGAAGCCGAACGGACAGAGAGUGCGGCAGGUGCUUUGGGGGUCUACAGAGGGAGCCAAGAGACGUGAGUGGAGUCGGGCCAGCAAUCUGUCAUGGGGAGACAGGAGCAAGACAGUCAUGCUCCGGCGGCAACUCUUGAAUCCCAGGUUGCAAGGCAUUGCAGGAUCCCGGAUUGGCGACACCUGCAUCCUGCGGGGAGCACCAAGUGUGGGGCACGACACCAAGGAGGACGAGCCCAAUUUUGUGGUCUUCCCGCCUGAGGGUGUUUGCCCUUUGGAGCUGCUUUCGGGUUGCCACCUGCCGACCUGGACCAUCAUGCCCAACAGUCGCUGCUUUCAACCUAGCCAUGCCUUGCAGGUGCGGAUGUGGCGUGUGCGCUUGCUGCGGGCACGGCUUCCGCCGCCGGGGGGUUCUCGAAGGGCCUCUAAGUACAACAGCUUGUGGUUGCCAGAGGAUGCGCCAUAUGAUGCGAUUCGUUUGGAGGAGCUGCCGCUGAGUUUCCUGACCUGCGAUUGCUCCGCCGAGGGAAACUCCUUUUGCAUCCUCUUCCGUCCUCAGCUCCUACGGCUCUGCGAGGGAGAUCAACUGGAGGUGGAGCUUCGCGGCCUGCGGGGCAGCAACCAGAGGCAUCACUUCUUCCAUGAGUUCCGCACCUGUGCAGAACUGGAAUGGCAGGACCAUGAGUUCUUUGAGAAAGUGCAGACAUUUUGCGAGUUGUUUGGGAACAUCCAGCCCUUCCAGGCAGCACUGCCUCCGUUGCACCGAAGUUUCUCGGUGCCCAGCUCCACGGUCCCUGAUCUUCGGCCGCUCUCGCACCUCACGAAGGAGUUCAAGACGGACGACAUCGAGCUCUCCAUGUUCUUCUACUGCGCAGGGGUGGCCACCUUUGACGCUUGCCUUCGGCUCCAGAGAUCCGAUGGGAAGAUAAAGGUGGAACGAGCCACUAUGGUCUUCAACCUCCACGACCGCUUCCUGGUUCGAGUGCUGCUGCCUUGCUCCGUCUCCAAAUACGAGCUUGCAUUCCGCAUCGCUACAACGCAACGCCCAGAGAAGCUGGUGGAACAUCCACUGAAGUAUAGCAUUCGAUCUCAAGAGUCGAGGUCAUUCCCCUUGACCGCUGUGGAGGAUCCGCCAUCCCAGAAGUACCAGAGGUUCGGCUUUUGCCCAGUGCCUGCGAAAGCACAGCUCUUGGGCAUCUCGAUCUGCUCUCCUAUGGAGUAUGGACUGCAACCUGGAACCUUGUACUUCUUGGUGCAUGUGCAUCGAGAGAACCUCCUUGAAGAGGCAGUUCCAGAGCCGGUCGGCGCGCCACGCGCCACACGGCUCUUCGAGGCAUUGCGGAAGGAACACCAGGAGGCCGAGUUCCAUGCUCUGGAGACUCAGAUGAUUCUAAAGAAAGAUCCGCUUUUCAUCGAAGAGAUGGACCCGUCAGAGAGAGAAGAUGAUCUGGCACGGAGGAGAAGCUUUCAAAACACCCAACGGAUGAUGCUGCACCGGCCCUCCUCAGAAGCAAUGGAUCCGAGUGUGAACAUUAUGAGGAGGUUGCAUCAUGGUUUGGAGUGCAACCUCGCAGAUCGAAUCCAGGACCUGCCCAUGAAGAUGCACUUGGAGUUGGUGGUGCGAGAAGGUCGAUCCAAUCAGCAACGCUUCGUGCAGCGGCUCCAGCGGAAACUCGGCCACCCUGAGUUCUUCGAAGGUUUGCUGCAUUUGGGCGAUCAUGAUGCAGGGUCCAAGGUGGAGCUCUACUAUCGCAUCACUGAGGAUGUGAGCAAGGCUCCUUUGAAGAUUGGCGAGUGGAACGUGGGGCGGUUGGAUGCCUUGGAUGAUGGCUAGUGUGUGACUGGACGACCUUUGAUAGUGAGCGCUGUCAGCCAGCGUGGUCUUGGCCUGCUGCAACAGAAGCAUGGAG